UAUCUUUAGAAUAAAACCAGUCACCUAAUUUGCUCAUAUACACAGAGAUGAUAAUGGUAUAAUUAAAAUUCAUUUCAAUUUUAUUUACGUAACACCAAAAAACACAACAGCAGUCAUCGUAAGGCAUUCUAUAUUCAAAGGUAGAUACCCUACAAUAAUACAAAAAAUACAACAACACAAUGAUACAGAGAAAACAAUCAGAUGACUCACUUUGAACAUGAACGUGGCAACAGCGGUUUCUUCCGCUUUAACAGGAAGUAACCUCCGGCAGAACCAGGCUCAGGGAGGGGCAGAUGUCUGCUGAAUAACUUGACUUAAUCACAUAGUUUAUAAUCAAAUAAAGACUUCAAACUUCCUACACGGCAUCCACGAUAAAAUCCUAGAUGUCUUUUCAUUUUGGUCAACACCUACUAAAGCUGGAAACUAUCACAGCUGUCACAGGGCAAAGGGGGUAUAUUCUAGACAGGUAUGGUCAAUUUACCAUUGGACUGUGGGAGAAAGCUAGAUUAUCAGGGGAAACCAUGAACCCCUACCAGCCAGUGAAUUCAAACCCAGCAACUUCUUGCUUUGAAGCAAGAGUCCUAACCACUGGACCACCAUGAUGCCCGGUGUCCUCAAACAAUGAUCUUAAAUAUCAAAAUUUCCCUUUGGAGUCUCUCCUUCUCAAGAGAGAAUUUCUGUUUUUAUCCAAAUAAAAGGAUGAAAGGAAAACUGCCUGAUAGAAAACCUUUCUGCCUGUGAAUGGUGUAAACUGUAAAUUUGUAGCACCAUCUAGACUGAUAGUUGUAGAUCAUUUUGUUUCUCAGCUGUUGUUUUAUGAGAUCUUUUAGUCUAUUUCAUUUUGUCAUUUAACUUGAUUCAGUGCUUCUGCCAGUAAUCAGGCUGUGGCUAGUGGAACUGAACUUUACAAAAAAAUGUAGUUAACCCCGGUAAUUCAUGAUUUAAUAGGGCCAGGUAGGUUUGGUUCUUUUUCUCUUAAAAAAAGAAAUAAAAAAUAUAAAAUAUUGUGUUUAUCUGGAUUAUCUUUGUCUAAUAUUAAAAUCUGUUUGACGAUCUGGCAUGUGAUUAAAUGGGAAGGGGGUGAACGCAGCACUGUAAGUGAACCAAAAACUCAUGCUUCACAUUACUUGAGUAGUAAAUACUGUAUCAUUUGAGCAAGCUGAGUCAUUACACUUUCUCACCACGAGCUAUCUAAAAUACAGGCAAACGGGCAUUAUACUUCAAAAGUAUACAAAACUCAGUGUUCAUUACCAAGAGUCAAGGACUUUGCUCUUAGGUAAUGAAAAACACCCAAACUCUCCUUAACUUGAUGAAUUUGCUUUUUUUCUUUCCGCGAUUCUUGUCCUUGCUGCUUUUCUCUAAAAAGCCAGAUGGGGGCGAUGUAGUCCAAGCUGUAAGAAAUCCUCCCCCCGAGAUAUCCCACCUCCACACUAACUUUGCAGGCUGUGUCCCAGCACAGGUUUCAUGUUCUGCACAACCUCCCGCUUCAAACUAUAUGCACAAGCUCAUAUAAAAUCCAUGCUUUUCAUGGUUUGCUUAUCCUACAUGUUCAUUUCAUUGGACAAUGUUGUUGGUGGGGCAAAUCUGGGAUUCUUUUCCUCUGUUGCUACCCCUUCUCUUUGUUUAGGGUAUAUCGUGCUACUCAUUUUAGCGAUUUAUAACCAAUUAUCUAAUUAUUUUAUCUAUAUAAGCCAUAACUAAUGAUAAAUACAGAUCCAAGCAUGGGAUGCAAAAGUAGUGCCAUCAAAAUGCUCAUCUUGUCCAGAUAACAAUCAAAAAACCUCCGUUUGUUUUACAGUUAUCAAAGAUUAAAAGCUUAAAGUGAAACGUUGUCAAAGAUUUUCCUGAUUUUUAUCAGGUUACUGACGCAGCAGCACACAAAUUCUUCACAACGUUCGCAACUUUGCAAGCCACUGAUCUCCCUAAAUUAAAACCAAGCAACUGAAAAUGUAUGCAUGCAAAGUGAACUGUUCAUGAACUAGCCCAUCUUUCAACUACAUCCUCAAAUUACAUUAGGAAUUAAUGGUUUUUAGCUUUACAAGGAAGAAGAAAAGCUGCUGUGAGAAAACUUCACUGGCUUAUAGCUGUGAGGAAGAUAACUUUGCAGUACAAAAUCAAAACACCAUUACCAUAAUCGAUUAUAUGUUCAACUACUGGAAAAUAAAAGAAGAAGCAAAGAGAAAAGCUUCAUAUAGCUUUUCGUGGAGCUUUUUAUACCUUAGAAAGCUCUCCUGGGGUAGUGGGCGAGAGGAAAGGAUAAGCACCCGCCUGUUAUCGCUCUCUCUCUCUCUCUCUCAGAGUAAAUAAAGGUGGAUGUGUAGACAGAAGUUAUGACAAACCACGGGGGAGAAGGACGGAAGGGCUGAUCAGACUACAGGAUGGAAAAUGGGUGGAAUUACAAUGAAGGGAAACAACUGAGUAAAUUCGCACUUUUGUCUCUGAUCUCUACGAUUUUCACGUGUGAAAACACAAUGUUUGCAUUGUUUCACACUCAGUAGUUUUUGUUUGGUAAUUUUUUUCAGCACAGAUUUUGUGAAAACUACAGGGGGAAGAGAACAUUAUACUAAAAACUACCCCACAUCAGAUUCAGAGGGGACAUUUGACUCAUAAGAGAUCCCAGCACCUGACCUUCUGUAUGCUGAAAUUGUCAGAAAAUAGCCUUUCUCUGCCUCUUUCCAGCACAAACAUACCAAAUCUGUUAGGUGGUGAAUCCACGUGGACCUAGCAGAGCUCACCAGGAGGAAUGGAAAAGUUAGUGCUGAUGGUGUGGAUGAUACUGGUUAUAUAGGUUAUAUACGUGUAGGGCUAUGUGAAGAUCAGUGCAGGGGUGGAGUGGUUUGUCAAAAUUGCAGUCAUCUCCCUUCAGCUCCUCUGCCUGUAUCUGUAUCUGGGGCGUGUACUGCCUUGAAAAAAAACUCACAAGCUUGCAACUCCUGCAGCUCCAGCGAGCCAGUCCGGAUUUUUACCCAGUUAGGGGACACUGAUCACCAUCAGCACCAUCAGCAGCAGCACCCUCUCUCUCUCUCCUUCAAACACCCCCACAGUCUCUUUCCCUCCCUCUGUCCGUCUGUCUAUCCCUCUCUAUAAGACCAGCAUCUCCUUUCUUUGCUCCUCUUGUCAAGCUGCAAUCAUGUCCUCAAACGGCGCUGACGGGGACCUGCUGCAGAUCCCUCUGGGCCUCAUCAACAGCGAGGGCAAGUAUCUGACUGCGGAAACAUUCGGCUUCAAAAUCAAUGCCUCGGCCAGCAGCCUGAAGAAGAAGCAGACGUGGACCCUAGAGCAGACCGGGGAAGACGACAGCGCCGUGUUCCUCCUGUCCCACCUGGGCCGCUACCUCGCCACGGACAAAGACGGCAACGUUACCGCGGACAGCGAGACGCGCGAGCGGGACUGCCGCUUCGUCAUAACGGUGCACGAGGACGGGCGGUGGUCGUUGCAGUCCGAGCCCUACGGCCGCUUCCUCGGCGGCAGCGAGGACCGGAUCACCUGCUUUGCGCAGACCGCCUCGCCGGCGGAGAGAUGGAGCAUGCACCUGGCCGUGCACCCGCAGGUCAACCUCUACAGCUUCGCCCGCAAGCGCUUCGCCCACCUGAGCGCCCGGGAGGAGGUGUCAAUAGAUCGGGAUGUCCCCUGGGGGGUCGACUCGCUUGUGACCCUGGUGUACCGCGAUCAGCGCUACCACCUCGAGACUUCUGACAACCGCUUUUUGCGCAACGACGGCAGCCUGUCCACCAAAACGGACAAGGAUACCGGUUACAUGCUGGAAUUCCACUCCGGGAAAGUGGCAUUCCGCGACUGUAACGGUCGCUACCUGGCCCCCGUAGGCCCCACAGGCACUAUGAAGUCUGGGAGGAGCACCCGGGUGGGAAAGGAUGAACAGUUCGGCCUGGAGCGCAGCCACGCGCAGGUCGUCCUGACUGCAGGCAACGAGAGAAACGUAUCCACGAGGCAAGGCAUGGACUUGUCAGCCAAUCAGGAUGAGGAAGGGGACCAGGAAGUCUUUCAGCUGGAGAUGAGCCGUGAGGACAGGAAGUGUGCCUUCAGGACCGCUGCUGGAAAAUACUGGACACUCACAGCUUCUGGAGGACUGCAGUGCACUGCCUCCACCAAGUCUGCCAAUAGUUACUUUGAAUUGGAGUGGCGUGAUGGCCGUGUGUGUAUCCGUGCAGCCAACGGCAAGUAUGUGACUGCUAAGAAGAACGGCCAGCUGGCUGCUACCAUUGACAGCGCAGGGGAGGCUGAACAGUUCCUGAUGAAGCUCAUCAACCGUCCAAUCAUCGUCCUCCGCGGGGAGCACGGGUUCAUCGGGGCUCGAAAAGCUGGAACGGCGACCCUAGACUCCAACCGAGCAUCCUGCGAUGUUUUUCAGCUGGAGUUCCACAAUGGUGCUUACUCCUUCAAAGACUCCCAGGGGAAGUACUGGUGUUUUGGAGAUGGCACAGCCAUUGUGUGUGGCGACUCAUCGCCUGUCCAGUUCCUGCUCGAGUUCUGUGACCUCAACAAGAUGGCCAUUCGUACUCUGAGGGGGAAGUAUCUCAAAGGGGAUCAUGCUGGAGGGCUCAAGGCGAGUGCAGACUCCCUGGAGAGCGCCACCCUCUGGGAAUAUUGAGAAAGCACAGCUGGACUUCUCCACUAUGCUUCAAACUAGAGAUAGUUACUGUAGGUAGCAGUUCUUUCUUUCUUUUGCAUAUGUGUGCGUGCCUGUGUGCGUGUGCGCAGUUCUGAAUUUGUUUGGAUGGGUGGCGGAAAACUGACGCUGACGAGAGGAACCAAAGUGCUAAAGGUAUUUUGUUUUGUUGUUUUUUUAAAAUUUCUCAGUAAUGAUCUCAUCUUACUGGUCUUUGUGCUGGAGGAUUGGAUUUACAACGACUUGCUGUUAACUGAAUGCAUUGUAGUGUGAUUGCACAGUAUUUGUUUCACUCCCAGUUAAACUUUACACAUGCCGUACCUGAUAACCAUUAGGACAGUUAUUGUUAUAAGUUGUGCCUAUCUGUGGUAACUACUGGUGUAAAUGAAUGUGUUGAAUACUAUAACCCAUAACUCGCAGUAUCUAACCUUCAAACCUUCUCCUGCUAAUUGUCCUGCUGCCUCUAUACGCUGCUUACAUCUCCUAUUCUCGUUCAAAGUGUAACGCAUAAUGCUCAUCAGAUGAAGGAAUGUUACUGAUUUACACGCGUCUGCUGUAAAUACUGCUCUUUUUUGUCACUUAAUUAUUCAAACCAUAGCAACCAUGGGAAACACACAGAGCCAGGGGCUGGCAGAUCUAAUGUGUCUUUUUUUUGCCUGCACACUCUUGGUGAAUAAAAUAAAAACAGUUGAAAGGAGCUUCGAAACUCAACCACCGAGUGAAGGAGCCGCCUUAGCACAAUAAUGACACACAACGCACUCAAACGCACAUAAAUGCACAUAAAUAAAAAUGCAUUAAUUCCAGCUGUUCUAACACAGCGCCCGAAAAUGAGCACAAUAUUACAGCGUCCUUUUUGAACUAUGUUAAAAGCACAUGUUUGUGGUGAUGAAGUGCCCGCCUUCGAUUGCGUGCUGCUGCUGCUGCUGGUGUGUAAACACAAUGGUGGAGUCAUCUCUCUGGCUGUGCCUUCCAUAGAGUAUUCUGUCUUUUCCCUUUCAUGCUCGUACAUUUCAAUCAAGUGAAAAGUCCAAUAAAGUUUACCUUCUCA
Oreochromis aureus is the source of this 5675-nucleotide messenger RNA. RefSeq names its product fascin-like. The record is from RefSeq and is a predicted model, not a curated record. The transcript has 5 exons. Gene Ontology annotation, molecular function: actin filament binding; protein-macromolecule adaptor activity. Bases 3131 to 4609 code for a protein of 492 amino acids. Lineage: Eukaryota; Metazoa; Chordata; Actinopteri; Cichliformes; Cichlidae. Gene Ontology annotation, cellular component: growth cone; cytoplasm; lamellipodium. Gene Ontology annotation, biological process: actin filament bundle assembly; cell migration; establishment or maintenance of cell polarity.